Molecule: messenger RNA, 2262 nt
Organism: Huiozyma naganishii CBS 8797
Lineage: Eukaryota; Fungi; Ascomycota; Saccharomycetes; Saccharomycetales; Saccharomycetaceae
Gene: PTA1
Product: RNA-processing protein PTA1
Exons: 1
Coding region: 1-2262 (753 amino acids)
Cellular component (GO): mRNA cleavage and polyadenylation specificity factor complex
Source: RefSeq, a predicted model, not a curated record
AUGAGCAGUUCUGCGGGCCAGUUGGCGUUGACUGCGGAAGAAUUGGCGGGAGAGGUCGAGCAGGCGGUGAUCGGGGGGAAUCCGCAGGAGGCGUUGCCCGCCGUGCUGGAGCGGACGAAGAGGGCUGCGUUGGGCGACGGCGACGGUGACGGUGACGAAGAGAAGGUACGCAGUGUUGCUGUUGCGCGGGUAUUCUGCGAUGCGCUCGUGGAGACGCUAAACCACAGCGCGGUGAGCGAGCAUGAGAAACCGCUGAUUGCAUCGCAGUACGUGCGGGCGGUAGUGCAACUCAGGGACACUGUACCAGGGCAUGUGCUACUCACGCUGAGUAAGAUGUACCCGUUCUUGUUUGACUUCGUCGCAAAGACAUCGCAGGAGUCCCUAUGGGAGAGUAUGUGUGACUGCAAGAGGUGGGCUGUGGGUAGGUGGCGCGACGUCACAGGUACCACAGACUUGUCGCAGGACGGCAACGGAAUCGGCGAGAAGCUUGCCCUCGUCAAGUUCUUUGCGCAGGUGACCAUCACGCAAACGAUACUUGCGCUCGAGAAAGACGACAGGGCGAAGGUGCCCCCGCAGUACCAGAUUCAUCUGGGCGCUGUCCCCGACGACCACCCGAUCAUCACAAACAAGCAGAAACUCGAGACAGAGGCAAAACAGUUACUCGACUUGAUGCUUUCGUAUCUGAUCGAGGAGCCCAUGAUGGUGUCCCCGCUGUUUAUGGGGCUGCUGAACUGCCUCGCGUCUGUCAUCAAAUUCAGACCGCAGACCACCAACAGAGUGUUAAACGGCGUCCUGAAAUUUAACGUGGACGCGAAGUUCCAAUUGGACGGAGUGUCCGUGCCACACUACAAGCUCGCCAAAAGGUUCGUCGAACGCUGCUACAAGAACUUUGCCAACUUUGGGAUCAAAAACAACCUCAUCAAACAGUCGACGCAGUACUACAACAAACUUGCGAAGAUUGCACAGGUUCUCCAUGGGAUCGGCGAAGAGACCAAAAGCAAAGGUGUGCUCGCGUUUGACCACGAGAGCGCGCAAAAUAAGAUCUCCGACGAACAAAGGGCCAGGUGCGUCGAGCAAAGGAGGAAGCUCGCUAAGAGGAGACAGCUACAGAGACAACAGGAGAAAGAGGCAGAGACCAAACAGAGAUUGACACGGUUACAAGCGUACACUAGAGCGAAAUCGUCGACGGUGUUCCUGAACACCUCGGCAGUUGCAUUAAAUAGCUCUUACAGUGCUGUAUACUCGUUGAUGAAUAGCGAACAUUCGGAGCAAGAUCUGUCGCAGUUACCAAGAGACGUGCUAGUCAAACUAACGACAGAGGCAAUGUACAGGGCGGAUACGAAGAGGCUGAUCACGGCUCUAUCAGUUGUCGCAUCUCGCUACACACAGUUGUUGAACAAAUCUAGUGGCAACGAUGUGACCGCUGAGGGUGGCAAUAAAAAGAGGAAAAACGAAUCCGCAGAUGAUGACACGGCAGACACGACAGCUCCUCGGUCCAAAAUCAUCAAGACGGAACCAUCGAGGGACAUCUCGGACACGGAGGACGCAGUGGACGACGUGAAGGAAACGGUUCCUUACGACACGCCGAUCACGUUUACCCCGAAACCCAUGGACGACGAGGCAAAGCUAAAGGUGACAGAAAAGAUUAUUAGCAAGAUCAUCAAAGUCCGAGACAGCGAGGAUGCACCAGUGCUGGUCUUGCAGCAGCAGAAGUUAGAGACUGAGAGCCCGCUUGAACAGGUCCGGCUGCUGCAUUGGAACAACGCCGAGUCCUGGUACCAUAUCCUGAUUCGACUGGCGACGAGGGGUACCCGCAGCAGCAGGCCGAUAAGCGACAAGAUCCGGGCCGAACUGUUGCAGUGGUUGCUGCAGGACUUCAACGGGAAGGCUGCUGUGAUGGUUGAGUGGAUGAACGAGGAGUGGUUUGCGGAUAAACUGUUUGCAGAGACAGAACCGCGGUACGAAGAAUGGUCGUUACGGUUGUUGGAUGAGCUGAUCCCCUUCCUAGAGAAUAAGCACAGGAGGAUUUUUAUCAGGCUGAUGAGUGAGCUGCCACAGCUCUCGGAGAAGCACAUAGAGCGCAUAAAACCGAUUCUCUUGGACCCUGGUAGGAGCGCUCUCGGGCUACAAACGUUAAAGUUCUUGAUCAUGUUCAGGAACCCAGUCAAGACCAUGAUCAAGGACCUGUUGAACCAAGUGAUGGAGGAGGACGCGACGCUCAAGGAACAGUGCCGCGCAUUACUCGAAAAGUACUACAAGUAG